CGCCCCCGCCUCCUCCUUUGCCUCGACAAUCAGGGGAAUAAAUCAGGGAGGAAACCGAGAGGGAGAGCGAGAGCGCGCGAGCGCCAGCAAGCUUGCCGAGGACUGUUUCCAAAGUCGCCCUUGAUGGCGGCGGAGGAGAGGGAGGCGAGGCAGCCGCGGCGCUGAGCAGCCGAGACACGCUAGUGGGUCCUCCCGCCACCGCCCCUUCCCCGGCACCCGGCUUCGUGCUAGCGGUCCCCCGCGCCACUCCACGCCGCGGGCCCCGUGUGCGCCGGCCCUCCAGACGUCGGCGGUCUGCGAGAGCGUGCUCCUUUUCCGCCGCCCGCGGUUUCCAGCACCGCUCCUUCCCCCAGCUGGGGAGGGAGGGGGGAUUGAUCUUCGAUCGCGAAGAUGGCUGCUGGCUGCCUGCUGGCCUUGACUCUGACACUUUUCCAAUCUUUGCUGAUCGGUCCCUCGUCCGAGGAGCCGUUCCCUUCGGCCGUCACUAUCAAGUCAUGGGUUGAUAAGAUGCAGGAAGACCUUGUCACACUGGCAAAAACAGCAAGUGGAGUCAAUCAGCUUGUUGAUAUUUAUGAGAAAUACCAGGAUUUGUAUACUGUGGAACCAAAUAAUGCACGCCAGCUGGUGGAAAUUGCAGCCAGGGAUAUUGAGAAACUUCUAAGCAACAGAUCUAAAGCCCUGGUGCGCCUGGCUUUGGAAGCAGAGAAAGUUCAAGCAGCCCAUCAGUGGAGGGAAGAUUUUGCAAGCAAUGAAGUUGUCUACUACAAUGCCAAGGAUGAUCUUGAUCCUGAAAAAAAUGAUAGUGAGCCAGGCAGCCAGAGGAUUAAGCCUGUUUUUAUCGAUGAUGCUAAUUUUGGACGACAAAUAUCCUAUCAGCAUGCAGCAGUCCAUAUUCCCACUGACAUCUAUGAGGGCUCAACAAUCGUGUUAAAUGAACUCAACUGGACAAGUGCCUUAGAUGAAGUUUUCAAAAAAAAUCGGGAGGAAGACCCUUCAUUGCUGUGGCAGGUGUUUGGCAGUGCUACAGGCCUGGCCCGAUAUUAUCCAGCUUCCCCUUGGGUUGAUAAUAGUAGAACUCCAAACAAGAUUGAUCUUUACGAUGUACGCCGAAGACCAUGGUAUAUCCAAGGAGCUGCAUCUCCUAAGGACAUGCUUAUUCUGGUUGACGUGAGUGGAAGUGUCAGUGGAUUGACUCUUAAACUAAUCCGAACGUCUGUCUCCGAAAUGUUGGAAACUCUCUCAGAUGAUGAUUUUGUGAAUGUAGCUUCAUUCAACAGCAAUGCUCAGGAUGUAAGCUGUUUCCAGCACCUUGUUCAAGCAAAUGUAAGAAAUAAGAAAGUGUUGAAAGAUGCAGUGAAUAACAUCACAGCAAAAGGAAUAACCGAUUAUAAGAAAGGCUUUAGUUUUGCUUUUGAACAACUGCUUAAUGUAAGUAGCAAUACUGUGCCUUUUUUUCCUGUGAUUGAAUUGUUAUAUCUGAAUCUCAUUAUCUUGAGAUCUACUGUCUUUAAGGUACGAGUGUUCACAUUUUCAGUUGGUCAACAUAAUUAUGACAGAGGACCAAUUCAGUGGAUGGCUUGUGAAAAUAAAGGUUAUUAUUAUGAAAUUCCUUCAAUUGGAGCAAUAAGAAUUAAUACUCAGGAAUAUCUGGAUGUUCUGGGGAGACCUAUGGUUUUAGCAGGAGACAAAGCGAAGCAAGUCCAAUGGACAAAUGUUUACUUGGAUGCACUGGAACUGGGACUUGUCAUUACUGGAACUCUUCCGGUCUUCAACAUAACUGGCCAAUUUGAAAAUAAGACAAACUUAAAGAACCAACUGAUUCUUGGUGUGAUGGGCGUUGAUGUGUCUUUGGAAGAUAUUAAAAGACUAACACCACGUUUCACACUCUGCCCCAAUGGCUAUUAUUUUGCAAUUGAUCCUAAUGGUUAUGUUUUGUUACAUCCAAAUCUUCAGCCAAAGCCUAUUGGUGUAGGCAUACCAACAGUUAAUUUAAGAAAAAGGAGACCCAAUGUUCAGAACCCCAAAUCUCAGGAGCCAGUCACAUUGGAUUUCCUUGAUGCAGAGUUAGAGAAUGAUAUUAAAGUAGAGAUUCGAAAUAAAAUGAUAGAUGGAGAAAGUGGAGAAAAAACCUUCAGAACUCUGGUUAAAUCUCAAGAUGAGAGAUAUAUUGAUAAAGGAAACAGGACAUACACAUGGACACCUGUCAAUGGCACAGAUUACAGUUUGGCCUUGGUAUUACCAACCUACAGUUUUUACUAUAUAAAAGCCAAAAUAGAAGAGACAAUAACUCAGGCCAGAUCAAAAAAGGGCAAAAUGAAGGAUUCCGAAACCCUGAAGCCAGAUAACUUUGAAGAAUCUGGCUAUACAUUCAUAGCACCAAGAGAUUAUUGCAUUGACCUUAAACCAUCUGAUAACAACACUGAAUUUCUUUUAAAUUUCAAUGAGUUUAUUGAUCGAAAAACUCCAAACAACCCAUCAUGUAAUACAGAUUUGAUUAAUAGAGUCUUACUGGAUGCAGGCUUUACAAAUGAACUUGUCCAAAAUUACUGGAGCAAGCAGAAAAAUAUCAAGGGAGUGAAAGCUCGGUUUGUUGUGACUGAUGGUGGGAUUACCAGAGUUUAUCCCAAAGAGGCUGGAGAAAAUUGGCAAGAAAAUCCUGAGACAUAUGAGGACAGCUUCUACAAAAGGAGCCUUGAUAAUGAUAACUAUGUUUUCACUGCUCCCUACUUUAACAAAAGUGGACCAGGUGCAUAUGAAUCAGGCAUUAUGGUAAGCAAAGCUGUGGAAAUCUCUAUCCAAGGAAAACUUCUUAAACCUGCGGUUGUUGGAAUCAAAAUUGAUGUAAAUUCUUGGAUAGAGAAUUUCACCAAAACCUCAAUCAGGGAUCCGUGUGCUGGUCCAGUUUGUGACUGCAAAAGAAACAGUGAUGUAAUGGAUUGUGUGAUUCUAGAUGAUGGUGGGUUUCUUUUGAUGGCAAAUCAUGAUGAAUAUACUAAUCAGAUUGGACGAUUUUUUGGAGAGAUUGAUCCAAGUUUGAUGAGACACCUGGUUAAUAUAUCAGUUUAUGCUUUUAACAAAUCUUACGAUUAUCAGUCAGUAUGUGAGCCUGGUGCUGCACCAAAGCAGGGAGCAGGACAUCGCUCCGCAUAUGUGCCAUCAAUAGCAGACAUAUUACAAAUUGGCUGGUGGGCCACUGCUGCUGCCUGGUCUAUUCUCCAGCAGUUUCUCUUGAGUUUGACUUUCCCACGGCUCCUGGAGGCAGUUGAGAUGGAGGAUGACGACUUUACUGCCUCCCUAUCAAAGCAGAGCUGCAUAACAGAACAAACCCAGUAUUUCUUUGAUAACGACAGUAAAUCAUUCAGUGGUGUAUUGGAUUGUGGAAACUGUUCCAGAAUCUUUCACGUAGAAAAGCUUAUGAACACCAACUUAAUAUUCAUAAUGGUGGAGAGCAAAGGCACAUGUCCUUGUGACACACGGCUGCUUAUACAAGCUGAGCAGACUUCGGAUGGUCCAGACCCCUGUGAUAUGGUUAAACGACCCAGAUACCGGAAAGGGCCUGAGGUCUGCUUCGAUGACAAUGUCCUGGAGGACUAUACCGACUGUGGAGGAGUUUCUGGAUUAAAUCCCUCCUUGUGGUCUAUCUUUGGACUCCAGUUCCUACUACUUUGGCUGGUAUCUGGCAGCAGACACUACCUAUUGUGACCUAAAACCAAAAUCGUCAUAAGUCCAGUCCAGACCCUGCCAACACAUGAGCCCUCAAUUACAUUAAAAUAGGGUCAACUGUCCAAUCAGCAGAACAUUAGCUGGGCCUGUACCAUGCGUAACUCUAAGGCACAGAUUCAUAAGAUAUCCACUGGCUGCAUGUCAGGGUGUCAGACCCUUAAAUUUGUGUGAAUGCUGCAUCAUCUAUGUAUAACAUCAAAGCAAAAUUCUAUAUGUGCUCUAUUGGACAAUUUGGGAGUCUGUUGUUGCUUUGUUGGUGAUUACAUGUAAAAGGGCUCCCCAUGCAAUUGUUUAUGAAUCAUAAGAAAUGUCUUGAUUUUGACCUGGAAUUUCAACUUGCUGCAAUUUUACCAAGAAAGUCACUAGGGGUGGCAGGGAGUUAUGUUUGCUUCACUUAUUCUUCUGUUCAGAAUUCCUGCUUUGAGUAGUUAGUGAGGGAGGACAGGAAAGAAAGUAGUAACAUUGAUCUAAACUGUUGAAAUAUUUUAAAAAAUGACUAAUUUUCUGCCAAAAAUUAGCCAUGAAUAAAAUGCCUUAUGAAGAAUGACUUCUCUGCCAAAAAUAAAACACAAUUGAAGACCAAUUAAAUUUUGGUGAGGUAAUGAAUUGAUGGUUUGACAAUGUUAACUGAGAAACUAUUAAACUAAAGGUGCUUGUGGGUGAAAUUUGAACAUGUGACUUAUUUCCUCAUAAAUGUAAGCCCUUAAAUGCUUUGACGUAAUGUCCUUUUGUUCACAGUACAGUUAUGUAGUGCUAGCCAGAUAUUUAAAAAUGCUCUAAGAAAAGCUUGUUGGGGGGAGGGGAAUGUUUUUCUUGUGACAAAUGAACUUGGGUCACCAAGGGUAUUUUGCAUGAUGCUGCUGCUAUUUUAACUUUUUGGUUUUUCUCUUACUGUAGAGUGUAGUCCAUUGAAAAGUUAACUGAGUGACAUUAUUGUCAUGUAAGAAUCUGAACCUUGCGGUGUAAAUGCACUUAAGUCAUCUUUAAAAACGUUGUUAAACUACUCUGAAUAUACUGUGCAAUGUAAAUGCUGAAUGACUGGGUCAGGUAAACGGUGAAAUGAGAAAUAAUGGAUUUUAUACAGAUUCGUGCUUUUGCCUGAAAACCUAUGUACAGAUAUUUUAAGUACAUAAAUCAGAUUUAACACAUUUAUUUUUGAAAAGUACAUAUAUGUUCUCAAUGAAGAUUCAUCCUAGGUUUCCUCUUUGUUCAUUUCAAUAGUAGCAUGUACAAUCUGAAAAUUGCUGCUGCUGCUGAUUCUGUCCCUCCAUUUUAAAUGAUAUGAUCAUUUAACUAACAGUUCCAUGGAAUUUGGUGAGGGUUUUACAAAUAAUCUGAACAAACAGGAAACCUUGAAUCUAUAUGUAUGCACAUGAACACUUGAUUGUGAAUAAAAUUUGUUUUUAUACAGCCUCAUUGGUGAAAAUGGUUAGUGUAGUAAAUUGGAUAUUUCAUUGUAGAUUAAUAUUGUAGCAAAAUAUUAUUUAUGCUUUUAAAUUAUUUUCAGGAAUAAACAGUAUUUGAAGAAAGGAUAAAAACAAUGAAUGUGUAAUUCUAGGAAUAGUGAAUAAUUUUAUGGAAGGCUGAAAGUAUAAAGAUAUUUUUUAUGGUAAAAUGCAUUUGUUUUCCAAACAUGCCAAAUACUGGUGUGUGUAUAUGCUGGAAAUUUUCUUAUAUAUCAUUUUAAUGUCAAAGUUAUUUACAUUAUCCAGCAUGUUUUAAUAUGUUCCACAUAUCAAAGAUAUAACCAAUUCUUUAGAAAUGUUUAAAAGAUAUAUUUGUUUUUAGCUUUGCAUACAUUUGUAAUUCCCUUCUACCACUAAUAUAUCUUAAGUACCACUUGUGUAUAUUUCCUUAUUUAAGUUUUUUUUAAUUUAAAAUAGGGGGAGGGGGAAUGGAAUCACUUUGCCAACUAUUGUUCUAAGAAUUGACAUCAGUUACCAUUUCUAACACAUUGUCGUGAUUUUGUAGUCCAUUCAUAACUGGUAUUGACAUUUUAGAAAACACCAAAGUGAUUUAAAGAUUAAUAAUGAUAUGUUUAAAUCAUGUUGUUUGUUAAUGAAAUAUUUAAAACUUAUUAACUUUUGCUAGACCAUUUUAAAUCAUGAAAGUGUUGGAAAGGGAAUAUCAAAAUAUAAUGUUGUUAGAUUGUGUAUAUAAAUAACGCACAUUAAAACAAUUUAAUUGCUUCCAGCAUACAUACAACAAAACUACCUUAAAAUUAUUUUCAAAGUCUGUUAAAUAUAUCUUCAUAGCUAAUGUCAUUUAUAUAGUAUGUUUUCAUCAACUGCAUUAUUUUGUAUUAAUCAUAGUUAAACUUGGCAUCUAGUGGCAGGGCCCUAUUUGAUUAUAAAACUAUGAUGUGACAACCACACACAUGGUAACAAAUUGGGUAAGAACAUGUUCUCUGAUUAAAGAUUGUCUUAAUGACAUAUUAGUCUUCAUGCUUUUAGCAUGUUUUUGUUGUUGUUGUUGUUGUUUGUUGUUCAAAGACAGUAACACUCAUCCCAUUAAAUUAUUAUGCUAAAUUUUUUUAUUUUUCUGUGAAUUAUGUCAAUAAGAACUUUAAUUUUAGUCUGGUAUUAGUAUUGACUUCCAAAGACUGAAAAGUACAAGAGAUAAAUAAAAGGCUUUUUAAACUUUUUUUUUUAACUUAUUUAAUUUUUACUAUACUCACGUAGUUUAAUGCAGUUUGUCACUAAAAGUCAGAAGAAGUCUUGCAUUGGUGUUGCAUAACAAGAAUUUUGCAUUUCUGGUUUCUUUAUCUUUUCUUCAUUUGAACAACCAGCAUUACUGCCAAACACCAAUCGUGGUCCAUAUUUGUAACAGGUUUUUAACAUGACAUAGUUAGCAAGUUUGAUUGAAAAGAUAUUUAGGUUCUGGGCCUAUAAGAUUUUAGUAUGAUCUUUUUUCAUGUUUCUAAUGUGUGAGGCAUUCUUGCUUAACUUCGAGAAAAAUAAAACAAAACAGUGUUGCUGCCAUUUGUAAGUUUUCCUAUUUGUAAGAUUCUUUUAUUAACCUUCAAACUGGCCUUAUGGGGUUCAAAUAGGCAGUAUCCCUUUUAAGUGACCUUUGCAACCCAAGUGUUACUUGCUUAUUUGAUGCUCUCUUGUAUUUUACAUCUCAUUUAAAUCUUUGUCUUAUCUUCACCAAAGCUAAAAUUCUGUGUCUUGAUUUAAAACUCUUAAGCUAUCCUAUUGAUCAUAUUAAUUGACAUUAAAAUCUCUAAAGGUAUAGCAUCUAACCUAGGGAGACAAAAUGGAUUUUGUGACUUUUUCACAUGCCCAAAUUCUAACUGUUUUAUUAUUAUUUGGAAAUUCUAUUGUUUUUCAUAGUUAACAUUUCCAAUGUUAAUAUUGUUAAUAUCCAUUGUACAUUUCUGUAAAGAGCAAAUCCAAAGUAUCAAGUAUUAAAAAAUUCCAGAAGUUUGAAGAAUUACACUGUCCUUACCAAUGGUUACAUCUAUAGUUUAAGUUCACAUAAAAUAAAUUAUCUCAAAUUCUACCGAGACUAAUGGGAUACUGUUUUGUAUAGAUGCUAAUCGAGUUUACAGUAUGACCAGGCAAAAUUAUCUUUCUUGUUGUGUUGUAUGAUUGUUGGAUCAUGCUUUUAGGGAAACUUUUAAUGAAAUGCCCAGUGUGCAUCCAUGCAAAAGACCAAGUGGCUUUUGUGAACAAUAGCUCUUUUCUCCCCUUUCUUAUGUUCUCUUGACACUUUUGUGGAAAUUAACUAGCCUGAUAAAAACAUUUUGUAAAAAUUUGUAUAAUACUGUUAUAAAAAUAUUUAUAAUCCCAGAAAAUGUUGUGUUAAAUCUUGUGCAAAAACAGUAUAUUCAGAAUAAAAGUUUAUCAUUUAAAGUCA
Ictidomys tridecemlineatus (thirteen-lined ground squirrel) is the source of this 7584-nucleotide messenger RNA. The record is from RefSeq and is a predicted model, not a curated record. Lineage: Eukaryota; Metazoa; Chordata; Mammalia; Rodentia; Sciuridae.